Molecule: messenger RNA, 1339 nt
Organism: Trifolium pratense (red clover)
Lineage: Eukaryota; Viridiplantae; Streptophyta; Magnoliopsida; Fabales; Fabaceae
Product: reticulon-like protein B2
Exons: 5
Coding region: 327-1100 (257 amino acids)
Source: RefSeq, a predicted model, not a curated record
AUUUUAGUUUAAUUUUUAAAACGGCUUUGGGCCCCUUUGGCGUUAGUGAAACGAGAGAUUAAGUUGCAUUUUCAGGUGGGUUUACUUUCCGAAUAAAGAUCCGAACCAUUAAUAAAUCGGGUCACAAAAAUAAACGGUGAAGAUUACAUCUACCACAAUCACACUUUCCCUAUUUUAGCGAUAGAAACCGAAGUAAAAGCUUAGUUUUGCUUUUUCACACACUUGAGAGAGGAGUUUCUUAUUCCUUCCAGAUUCUUCUUCCAUCGGAAUCUUCAAUUUAGGGUUUUUAAUUUCACAAUCGCCGAUUUCAAAACUGAGAGAUUAACAUGGCUGAUCAUCAAGAACACGAAGAAGUAAAGAGUGAAUCUUUGUUGGAGAAGAUUUCAGGAAAACUCCAUGACCACGAUUCUUCAUCUUCAUCUGAUUCAGACAACGAGAAAGAGAAGAAGACUUCUUCUCCUACUUCCCUUAAGAACAAGGUUUUCAGGCUUUUCGGCAGAGAAAAGCCUCUUCACAAUGUUCUUGGUGGUGGAAAACCUGCUGAUGUUUUUCUAUGGAGAAAUAAGAAGAUAUCAGCAACAACCCUUGGAGUGGCAACAGUUUUAUGGGUUCUCUUUGAAUUGCUUGAAUACCACCUCCUGACUUUGAUUUCCCACUUGGCAAUACUUGCUCUAGCAGUGUUGUUCUUGUGGUCAAAUGCAUCCACUUUCAUCAACAAGUCACCACCAAAGAUCCCACAGGUGCACAUUCCUGAGGAGCCUGUUUUACAGAUUGCCUCUGCUCUUAGAAUUGAGCUCAAUCGGGCUUUUGCUCUAUUAAGGGAUAUUGCUUCUGGAAGGGAUCUCAAAAAGUUUCUCUCAGUGAUUGCUGGAUUAUGGGUUUUGUCCAUUGUUGGGAGUUGGACCAACUUCUUGACAUUGUUCUACAUAGCUUUUGUUUUACUACACACUGUACCUGUGCUUUAUGAGAAGUAUGAAGAUAAGGUGGACUCUUUUGGUGAGAAGGCACUUGCUGAGUUCAAGAAGCAGUAUGCUGUGUUUGAUGAAAAGGUUUUGAGCAAGAUUCCCAAAGGACCUUUGAAAGACAAAAAGAAAGAUUGAAGUGCUGACAAGUAUGUUGUAGUUGGGUUUCAUUGAUGCUGUUACAUUCGGAUUCAUCAUCAGUUUAAACCCUGUGAUGUUAUAAUUUUUAUUUUUUUAGGGUUUGUUAGUAGACAUUGUCCGAAGAAUGCUUUAUAUGUUUUUGUGCUGCUUACAUGUAAGUCUUGGAAUAUCUUAUAUGCUUAUGGUUGACUUGCUGUUGUGUUGUAUUUUACAUCAUGAAUAUAUUACUUUCUGCA